Molecule: messenger RNA, 423 nt
Organism: Fonsecaea monophora
Lineage: Eukaryota; Fungi; Ascomycota; Eurotiomycetes; Chaetothyriales; Herpotrichiellaceae
Exons: 2
Coding region: 1-423 (140 amino acids)
Biological process (GO): protein folding
Cellular component (GO): cytoplasm
Molecular function (GO): protein folding chaperone
Source: RefSeq, a predicted model, not a curated record
AUGGCCAUUCCCAACGCUGCGUUGCAAAAGUUGCUUCAAGAAGUCGAGACUCAAGCGCUGCUUUCCCAACAAAAGAUCACGCAAACGCAGGCAGAAUUGAGUGCCAAACGGAGAGAUGCUCGACUCAACCAACUGACGGCCAAUGAGCUGAAAUCUUUGUCACAAGACACAAAUGUCUAUGAAGGGGUUGGGAAAAUGUAUGAAACUCCUUCGCCAACGGCCUGCGCUUUCUCUCUGACAAUUCUGGCUCUCAGGUUCAUCGCCGUUCCUCCGUCGACUCUGAACAAGCGCUUGGCUUCCGAGGCAGCAUCUCUGAGCAAGGACAUCACGGAUCUGGAGAAGAAAUUACAUUACCAAGAGACUACAUACAAGAACAGUCGACAGCACAUUGAGAAGAUCUUACAGACUGGUGGUCGAUCGUGA